AUGGCUCCAUCAACUUCCAUGUCUAGACCAUCUCAAUAUAAGCAAUCUUCCCGUAAAGGUAAAAAAGCCUGGAGGAAGAACAUCGACUUAUCUGAUAUCGAAAAGGCUGUUGCUGAGAAGAAUGAAUUUGAGAUUAGUCAUGGUACCAAAGAUCUUUCUGACUUGAAAGAUGAUACUCUUUUUGCUGUCGACACAGUUGGUAACACUGAAUUAAAAGAAAAACUGAUUAAAAGAAAACAAAUAAAGAAAAAUCUGAAGAGUAGAGAGAUUUUGGAUGCUAUCCAAACUAACUCGAAAGUCCCAGCUCUAAAUCAUCCAAGAUUCAAUAAAUCUUCCAAUGAAAACUCAAAGAAAAAUAAAAUUCAAGGUGUCUCAAAGAAAGAAAUUAGUAGAUUGAUGGCUAUGGCUGGUAGAGUUCAAGGUGAAUCCGUUGCUAAAAAUAUGAUGGCAAAAGACGGUUUAAUCAAAUCAGGAACUAAUGAUUUAUGGGGAGAUGAACCAAAAAAGAAGAUCAGCUUACCAUCAGGAAUUGAAUUGGAUUCAAAAUUAAAGGAUCAAAUACCAGAAGAACUUCUAAAUCAAUCUACCACAAGUUGGAGUAAACCUACCACCAAACCAGUGACAAUGGAUUUAGCUCCUAUUCAAGUAAAAGAGUUCGCAGAUAUGCCUCACGCAGGUAAGUCAUAUAAUCCAAAUACCAAGGAUUGGGAAAAUUUAAUUUCCAACGAAUUUGAUAAAGAAAUGGUGAAGGAAGAAAAGAGAGUUGCUCUAGAAGAAUAUAGAGCUCGUAUUUCUCAUCUAAUUGAGGUCUUAGAUGAUAAUGAAGAAGAAUCUUCAGAUGAAGACGAAAAUGAGAACACUAAGGAAGUGUCUGCUGACGAAGAAGAUGAAGAAGAUUUAUUAAAACUUUCAGUAAAUCCAGUUGUUAGAAAUAAGAAAAAAACUAAACAGCAAAGAAACAAGGCAAAGAAACAUCAAGAAAAAGUUAGAUUACAAGAAGAAUUAAAAAAAUUAAGAGAACAAGUUAGAAAGUUAGAAGAUAUUGAAUCACUCAACGAGGAUGUUGAAAUCGAUGAUCAAUUAAAGAACUCUUUGAAAGAAAAUGCUGUAAAUGCUCCUAAAAUGAACAAAAGAAAUAGAUUAGGUACUAAAUAUUCUGUGAUUGAAGCUAGUGUUGAUGUCAAGUUUAAAGAUGAAUUGUCUGACUCUUUAAGAAAAUUGAGACCUGAAGGUAAUCUUUUAUAUGAUACUGUUAGAAAGCUACAAAGUACAGGUAAAUUAGAAGCCCGUGUACGUAAAACAAGACCUCAAAGAAAGAAUAAAAUCACUGAAAAAUGGACUUACAAAGAUUUCAAAUAA
Tetrapisispora phaffii CBS 4417 is the source of this 1359-nucleotide messenger RNA. RefSeq names its product Nop53p (gene NOP53). Gene Ontology annotation, cellular component: nucleolus. The transcript has a single exon. The record is from RefSeq and is a predicted model, not a curated record. The coding region runs from base 1 to 1359 and encodes 452 amino acids. Gene Ontology annotation, biological process: rRNA processing; ribosomal large subunit assembly. Gene Ontology annotation, molecular function: 5S rRNA binding. Lineage: Eukaryota; Fungi; Ascomycota; Saccharomycetes; Saccharomycetales; Saccharomycetaceae.